CUCUAAGGAACAUAAGACCUCCUUCUGUAACUUAAAUAUGAAAAAUUGCUCCUACGAAGACAUUGUCAGGAUGAUUCAGUUAUUGGUUGUACUGCUUCUUCUUCAUCAAGGAUAUACCUUGGUACCAGUGACCACAGUUCCUCUGGGUGAACCAGCAACUUUUACAUGUCCGCUUCCUGCUGAAAAGCUGGACAAUAAUGAGCUUCACUGGUACAAACAGAAUGCAGGACAGACGCUGAAAUUAAUUGUAAAGCUGCGAAAGCACGCAGAACCUGCUUAUGGGCCAGAAUUUUCUGCCUCAAGAGUGAAUGCAUCAAAAAAUGAAGGCUUCAGAAGUCUGACAAUUCUAAGAACAGUUCAAGAAGAUGAAGGAAUGUAUCACUGCGCGAUUAUUGACUGGAUAGAGAAUUCUUGGCAUGGGACCUAUUUGUUAUUAACAGGAAACUCUGAAAAUAUACCAAAGUACCAAAUUGUGCAAGAGGCAAAAGCAUCAACUCCAGAUCACGAAAGCAACUCUUUGACUCUUCAGUGUUCAGUGAUGUCUGACUUUAACCACAAUGCGUGUCCAGAAGACAUCAGUGUGUUUUGGUUCAAAGUCAAAUCAGAUCAAUCUCAUCCAAAUGUCAUCUAUGUUCAUGGAGAUAGAAAUGAUCAAUGUCAAAAGAAAUUUGAUUUCCAGAGGAGGUGCGUGUUCUCCAAGAACAUCAGAGCGUCUGAUACUGGGAAAUAUUACUGUGCUGUGGCCUCAUGUGGGGAGAUUUUUCUUGGAACUGGAGCAAAACAAAAUCAACAACCUGACCAAACAAAAGACCCACAAAAUAAUGUGCCGGUGAUAAUAAUAACAUGUUUGGUCAUUUCGGCCAUUGUAAAUGUUAUUUUGAUCUGCUACCAAACCCUAAAGACAGCAUGCAAACAAGUUGAAGGGACAGAAAGCACCUCUUCACCAGCCACACAUGAUAACAUGGCUGAAUCAGGAGAAUACACUGACAACGAUAACCAGAAUCUGGACUAUGCUGCUUUGCAAUUCUCUGGAAGAAAAAGCACGCGAUGGACGAAGAAGAAGCAGUCGAAUACUGAGGAAGGUGUAUAUGCACAAGUUAAAGUCUGAAUAGGAAAGUCUGUGUGAGAACUACCGGUAAUAAAACCACUGUCAGAAAGUGUAAAAAAAAGGUGCAAUUUUCAUUUAGUGGCUGUUUUUUAAAAUUUGCUUCACUGUCAUAAUCCAGACAGAGCUCUUCUAUCCAAUGGUAAACUGCUUAUAGGCCACCCCAGAUUCAGAAACAGAGGCGACAGAGCUUUUUCUGUGGUGACCCAUAAGGUGCCUUUGAAAAUCAGAGCUGCUCAAACUGUUGAUAACUUUAAAUAUCUGCUCAUUUUUUGUGACAUUUUUGUGGCUUGCAAUUCUACUAAAGCAGCACAUCUCUGCAAAUUUUUUUUUAUUGAUUAUUUUGCUUGAGUUUUUGAUUUCUUACAGUGUAAAGCACCUUGGUCAGCUAUUGUUGUUUGUAGAUGUGCUAUAUAAGUAAGCUUGACAUAUAGUAAUCAUAAACAUUUAUAAUUGCUAUGACUAUCUAUGUAUGUAUUGAUUAAAAAAAAAUCGUGAGUGUAUUGUUUCCAUUUUUUAAGCAGUGACCCACAACUUAUUUUCUGGUUUCAGAA
Xiphophorus hellerii (green swordtail) is the source of this 1659-nucleotide messenger RNA. RefSeq lists its product as uncharacterized. NCBI's taxonomy places the organism in Eukaryota, Metazoa, Chordata, Actinopteri, Cyprinodontiformes, Poeciliidae. The transcript is spliced from 6 exons. The record is from RefSeq and is a predicted model, not a curated record. Gene Ontology annotation, biological process: response to bacterium. Bases 38 to 1108 code for a protein of 356 amino acids.